AAGAGAGGAGGAAGGUGGUUCCACACAACAUUGGAGCGAAGUGAAUGGCACAUACACGACUGUUUCCAUCGAUAAAAUAAAUAAAUAAAAGUGAGUGGAGUGAGAGAGGUGGCCAGACGAGAGUGGAGAUGAGUUGGGGGAUGAAACCAAGUACUUUGUGAGACUGUUGGUGUGUCCGGACGAGUGGAGACUGGCCCCUCUGGGCGAAUCUCAAACGUAACAAACCUUGCGGCAGGGGAGAGGUUGCGAAAAAGUCAGGGGGGGUUGGAGGGAAAAAGUUGGCAAGGUGUUCUCAUUAUUUUUUUUCCUUCGGAGUGUGGGGUUGGAGGGUUACUCGGGGAUUUCUCCGGCUCGAGUCCAUGUCGAGGCACUUGCGGUGCACUCAUCCCCCGAGAGGGUACUGUCAACAACAUCAAGAGGACACGAGUGACGUUGAUACGUUCUUCAAAGGGGAAAAAUGCUGGAAAUGAGCAAUUGGCUGUUCCGGGGGGAUCGUUGACGAUUUGAGGGCAUUUUGGGGUUAACCUGGUACUGCUAGAGGGGUAGGAGCUCCUGGUGGUGGAGUAUUUUCGGUGGACAAGGUCGUGGAUGCUCGGUGAUUGAGAUUUUUCGGGCCAGUUGAGGGCUUCUUAGGGAAAAUGGCGAAUAAUAAACAACCUGUGGUGAAUGCUGUGCAGACCAAGGCUGUGGAGGUGUCACAGCAACUCCAGGAGGGCGAGAAGUUCAUCAAGUGGGAUGAGGACUCUGGUAUUGCCACCCCAGUCACUCUGCGAGUCGAUGAGUUUGGGUUUUAUCUUCACUGGGUGGAUCAGAACAACGAAGUUGAUAUGAUUGAUAUUGCUGUGAUACGUGACACUAGAACUGGAAAGUUUGCGAAAAUACCAAAGGAUCCCAAGCUGAAAUCACUCGUGUCAAUGGGAAUUCAGGACAGCUUGGAGGACAAAACCAUUACAAUCUGCUAUGCCUCGGACUUUGUUAAUGUAACAUUUAUAAAUUUCUGUGCAACAAGAGCGGAAAUUGCACGGCAUUGGACAGAUCAGUUGCUUCAACUUGCAUACAAUUUGACCCAGUUGAACAGUAGUACAACAAUGUUUUUGCAGAAAGCCCAUACAAAACUUGUACUCGGGGCUGAUAAGACGGGAAAAAUACCGAGUAAAAACAUCAUAAAAAUGUUCACAUCAAACAAGGAGGACAGAAAACGAGUAGAGAAGGCACUGGAGAAUACGUCGCUGCCAUCGGGAAAGAAUGAUGCUGUCCCAGUUCAGAAAUUUCAGUUCGAGGAUUUUUUCAAUUUCUACAAGUCACUGACCCAGCGCACUGAGGUCGAAAAGAUUUUCGAUGAAAUAACUGGAAAUACCAAGCGGCGGCUAAUGAAUGUCAAUCAGCUGGUGGAAUUUUUGAAUCAAUCUCAGAGAGAUCCUCGUCUCAAUGAGAUACUGUAUCCUUAUGCGAAUACAGCCCGAGCAAAGGACAUUAUAAAUCAGUAUGAGCCGAAUAAGUUCAACGCCAGCAAGGGACAUCUCAGCUCCGAUGGGUUCCUCAGGUAUCUCAUGAGCGAGGACAAUCCUAUCGUUGCUAUGUCCAAGUACGAUCUGUCGGAUGACAUGGAUCAACCGCUCGCUCAUUACUUCAUCAAUUCUAGUCACAAUACUUAUCUAACUGGCCAUCAAUUAACUGGCAAAAGUUCAGUGGAAAUCUACCGCCAAUGUCUCCUGGCCGGUUGUCGAUGUGUCGAGCUCGACUUUUGGAAUGGAAAAUUCGACGAGCCUGUAAUUGUUCACGGAUACACAUUUGUGCCUGAAAUAUGCGCUCGGGAUGUAAUCGAGGCGAUAGCAGAGAGUGCCUUCAAAACCUCGGAAUUCCCAGUCGUGCUCAGUUUCGAGAAUCACUGCAAUCCCAGACAACAGGCUAAGAUCGCUCAGUAUUGUAGGGAGUACUUUGGUGAUAUGUUGCUUGCUGCCCCACUCGAGUCACACAAGCUCGAGCCAGGCCAGGAGCUUCCACCCCCCUCUCUCCUCAAACGAAAAAUCAUAAUAAAAAACAAGAAGAAGCACAGAAAUCACAAGAAAGACCACAAGAAGCACCACGCAGUGCCACUGGACGGUGUAGCCCCCCAAGAGUCGGAGGAGGCAGCUAACGCCGAAGGCGAGAACGGUCCUCCCCCAGACAUAAUUCCCCAGAACGAGGUUGAUGGUGUUCUGGUGACCACCGAUCAGGCCCAAUCAGUGGGUAAUGGAGAAGUUAACCACCCCCCUAGCAUGGUCCUGCAGCAACGUCAGUCCUCAAAAGACAGCAAUCAAGACGACGACGACGAGGAAGACGAAUCGAGCACCGAAGAGGACGAGUCAAACGUCGAGGACAUCAAGCUCAGGAUGGGGGACAAGGUCCCUGCGUCAGACAAAGUUGCCUCGACAGCCAAGGAGACUGAAGCUGGUGAGGAGAUCUCAGCCCUAGUCAAUUACGUCCAACCAGUCCAUUUUAACAGCUUCGAGAGCGCUGAGAAGAAGAACCGAAACUACGAGAUGUCGUCGUUCGACGAGAAACAGGCGACGACAUUGUUGAAAGAAAGACCUUUGGAGUUCGUUAACUACAACAAGCAUCAGCUGUCGAGGGUGUACCCAGCAGGCACCAGGUUUGACUCGAGCAACUUCAUGCCUCAGGUCUUCUGGAAUGCUGGGUGUCAACUUGUAGCUCUCAAUUACCAGACACUGGAUCUUGCCAUGCAGUUGAACAUCGGGAUAUUUGAGUACAAUCAGAGAUCUGGGUAUCUGCUCAAGCCUGAGUUCAUGAGGAGGAAGGACAGGAGGCUCGAUCCAUUCGCUGAGUCCACGGUUGAUGGCAUCAUUGCUGGGACUGUUGUCAUUCAUGUGCUCUCAGCGCAGUUCCUCACUGAUAAGAGAGUGGGGACUUAUGUCGAAGUUGAUAUGUAUGGGUUGCCAGCUGAUACUGUCAGGAAGAAGUUCAAGACGAAAAUUGUUCCUAAUAAUGGGAUUAAUCCGGUCUAUGAUGAGGAGCCUUUUGUUUUUAAGAAGGUUGUCUUGCCCGAAUUGGCUUCUCUCAGGAUAGCUGCUUAUGAGGACAGCGGGAGGCUUAUUGGACACAGGGUCUUGCCUGUUGUGGGACUGUGUCCUGGGUACAGGCAUGUCACUCUGAGGAACGAGUGUGGACAGCCCAGACCUCUUGCCAGCCUGUUUCUGCAUGUUAUUGUAAAGGAUUACGUGCCAGAUGGGUUCAGCGAUUUUGCUGAGGCUCUUGCCAAUCCUAUCAAGUAUCAGAGCGAACAGGAAAAGAGGGAGAAACAACUGGAGAGACUUACUGAUGCUAAUGAUGGGCUUGAUGAGGAUGAGGAUAAAGAUAAAAUUGGUGGUGGAACGAGUGCAUCCAAAUCAGUUGACGAAUCGACGAAGAUGAAGAGACUGCAGUCGCAGGGCGAAUUGCCAACUCCAACUCUGCCAUCAGGUAGUCCCCAUGGGCGACCACCAACAGCUGGAGCCAGUGUACCUGAGACACCUGAUCAGGAGGAUGGACCAGCGAGUACAACAGCUUCGACUGUCGAUGGAUCUGCCAACAAAACUCCACUCACUGUUGUUACGAUUGGCGAGGGAAUUGUUGCCGAGAGUCUCGAGAAACUCAUGAAUAAUAAAUUAGUCAGGGAGAAGAAGACGGAGUUGGAUAAAAAAUUGGAGGCACUCAGGAGGAAGCAGGAGAAAGAGAAACUGCGAUUGCAGUCGCAAAAGGGUUCCCUCGAUGGAGAGAAGCAUAAAUCAAAGUUCUAUAGCACAAAAUUAGUGAAGCGUCUCUCCACUAAGAAUAUUUUUUCGAGCGAUACGAGCAUCACUCCCUUGCCAGAAACAUCUGAAAAUCCUGAAGUGGGUAAAGAUGGGGUGGAGGUGAGGGGAUUGCCAAGGAGCCAGAGUGAACGGUUAUUGACAGUUUGCAAGGAACACGUCAACCAGGAGCGUGAGUUGCAGGAGAAGUAUCACGAGAGUGUGUUCAGUCUUGUUGAGAAAGUGAUGAAAGCAUCGCAAAUGAACCAACUGAAGACCCUUCGAGUGUUGCUUGAACGAGAGACCAAUAAUGCUAUGAGGAAACUACAGGACAUUCGACACGGAGAGGUGAAGCAGCUGGCAAAAGUGCACAAAGACAAAGCCGAGUUGGACCGUAUGAAACGUGAAGUGGCGAAGACGACUGUUGAGAAAGGGGUCAAUGAGUGUACCAGAUUAACAGAGAUUUACGAGAAGAGAAGAUGUGAGUUGGAGAGGCAGCACGAGGAGGUUCGACAGAGGCUCGACGAGGAGAGGAAUAAGGUAAGACAACAACUCUGUGCUGAUUACACUAGUCGUUACAAGAAGUACGAGAGUGGUGAGCUUCCAGUAUCGCCAUCAGGGGGUACAAGCAUCCCCGAGGCUCUGAGUAGUACAACGUACUGAAUCAACUGUUGAGAAAGAAAAACCCAAAGAGAUGAGAGGAAAGAACUCGUCACGAUGGACAUUAGAGGCUGUCAGAAAUGGGUCUCGUUUUUUUUCGCCUGGUCUUCCGUCUGCACAGGAUGGAUAAUCCAGGGAGGAAGAGAUAGAG
Molecule: messenger RNA, 4578 nt
Organism: Diachasma alloeum
Lineage: Eukaryota; Metazoa; Arthropoda; Insecta; Hymenoptera; Braconidae
Gene: Plc21C
Product: 1-phosphatidylinositol 4,5-bisphosphate phosphodiesterase classes I and II
Exons: 13
Coding region: 639-4430 (1263 amino acids)
Biological process (GO): lipid catabolic process; phosphatidylinositol-mediated signaling
Molecular function (GO): phosphatidylinositol-4,5-bisphosphate phospholipase C activity; calcium ion binding
Source: RefSeq, a predicted model, not a curated record